UCUUAUAAGACUGACGAACGUGAGAGUACUCUAACUGUGUGCAUAUUAAUUAUUUAAUAUAUAGAUUAAAACUAAAAAACUAAUAUGUUUUUGAUAUUGAAAUUGUUAUUAAUAAUCUUAUUAAAUGAAUCGUACGCGUAUUUCACGCAAGAUACCGAAAUAAUAUUGCUGCCGCCAUCGUAUCCAGCAGGUGCAAAAGAGAUACCAUUAACUCUGAAAGCUUUCGGACAAUUGAUUCAACUCAACCUACGUAGAAACGAUCUGAUUGUAUCGCCUACGUUUCCAAUAUGGAAAUAUAACGCAAAAAUUACAAAAAAAUGGUUGCAAUUAAAUGUUUCAAACCCUUGCUAUUAUUAUCAUGAAGAUGAUAUCAGCUCCGCAACCAUAAACUUUUGUGGCGAACAUGGAUUUGAGGGUCUCGUUUUUAUGGAAAACGACACAUUAAAGAUUCGACCUUUGCGAAACAAAUUUACGCCAUUGUGUUUAAUCGACGAUUUUAGAAAACAUAUUAAUCUAUCAUUUGGCAAACCUCAUCUUAUUAAAAGAUCACUGCAACAUUUUGUUGAUUUAAAUCUUUACCAUUGGGACAAGUUUAAAAUGAAGCGACGUCACGUACGCAAUGCGCGACAAAAUUUAACCGUGGAACUUGCCGUUUUCUAUGACAAAGCAGCAUAUUUUACGUCCUUGUUUCUUGAUGAGCACAAUGCCGAUAACUUACACGAUAUCAUAUUAGACUAUGUGAAUAGUAUCCAGGAUGCUUUCAAUCGUCCGAGUUUGGAUGUUUUUAUCAAUUUUACGUUAAUAAGUUUGGAUUAUAUGAAAGAAGAGCAAUCAAAUUUGCAAAUUUCUGACGACGACGCAGUAGAACUGCUCAGUUCUUUCUGCAAAUACGCGAGUUCUCUUAAUCCUUCGAACGAUAAUGAUCCGCGUCACUGGGACAUUGGCCUUUACCUUACCGGACUAAAACUUUAUGAAAAUAUUAUUGUAAUGCAACCGCAUUACAGAACAGAGAAGAAUUAUAAUAUUAAGGGAAUAUCUUACCACGAUGGCGCAUGCAAUCCGCUUUACUCUUGCGCAGUAGUAGAAUUCGGUGAUUCAUCUGAAAUCACAUCACCUUUUGAAGUUAUUUAUAAGAUCGGAAAUCUUUUAGGAUUAACACAAGAGCGAAGUUCUACCGAUUCGCAAAAAUACGUAACAUGGUACGAGGAUAGUCGUAACAAAAUUGAAAAACUCUGGGAAACAAAAACGUGUCUUAGAGAUCAAGCAAAAACGAUGAUCAUUGAAACGGGAAACAUCAAUAAUGAUAAUACGCGAAAAAAUUUAAAUAAUAAUAUGACUAUAAAACUUGCCGUUUCCUUGACGAAACUGCAUAUAAUAUAUAUUUCAUACCUCUUCUGGAUAAUAAUGAGAAAAGGUUACGCAAUAUGAUAUCAGAGUAUGUGAAUCGUAUCCAGGCUGCUUUCAAUCAUCCGAGUUUGGAUGUUUUUAUUAAUAUUACGUUAAUAAAUUUGAAAGUUCUGAAAAAAUCGUUGUUAAAUUUGUCACUUUUUGACGACGACGUUGACGAAUUGCUCGAUUUGUUCUGCACAUACGCGAAUUCUCUUAAUCCUUCGAACGAUAAUGAUCCGCGUCACUGGGACAUUGGCCUUUACCUAACCGGAGUAAAUCUUUAUGAAAAUAUUACUGUAUUUAAACCGCAUUACAGAACAGAGAAGAAUUAUAAUAUUAAAGGAAUAUCCUACCAAGAUGGUGCAUGUAAUCCGCUUCUCUCUUGUGCAGUAGUAGAACUCCGUGAUUCAUCUGAAAUCACAUCAUCUCUUGAAGCUACUUAUAAGAUCGGAAAUCUUUUAGGAUUAACACAAGAGCGAAGUUCUACCGAUUCGCAAAAAUACGUAACAUGGUACGAGGAUAGUCGUAACAAAAUUGAAAAACUCUGGGAAACAAAAACGUGUUUUAGAGAUCAAGCAAAGACGAUGAUCUCUAUAAAAGAAAACAUCGAUGCUGAUAAUACGCGAAAAAAUUUAAAUAAUACAAUAACGAUAAAACUUGCCGUUUUCCUCGAUGAAGCAGUAUAUAAUACACCCUUCAUACCUCUUCAAAGUAAUAAUGAGGAAAGGAUACGCAAUAUGACAACAGAGUAUGUGAAUCGUAUCCAAGCUGCCUUUAAUCAUUCGAAUUUGGAUGCCUUUGUGAAUAUUUCUUUAAUACCUCCUAUUAUUGUGAAAAAACACUUGUCAAAUUUGUCAAUUUUUGACGGCGACGCUGAAGAACUGCUCAAUUCAUUUUGCGUAUACGCAAAUUCUCUUAAUCCUUCGGACGAUAACGAUUCGCGUCACUGGGACAUUGGCCUUUACUUAACCGGAGUAAAUCUGUAUGAAAAUAUUAACGUAAAUCAACCGCAUUACAAAACAGAGAAAAAUUAUAAUAUUACAGGAAUAUCCUACCAAGAUGGUGCAAUCGAUCCGUUUCACUCUUGCGCAGUAGUAGAAUUUCGUGAUUCAUCUGAAAUCACGUCAUCUCUUGAAGCUAUUUAUAAGAUCGGAAAUCUUAUAGGAUUAAGACAAGAACGAAAUUCUAGUGAUCCGCAAAAAUACGUAACAUGGUCCGAGGAUAGUCGUAACAAAAUAAAGAACAUCUGGAAAGAAAAGAAGCGUCUUAAAGAUCAAGCAAAAACAAUGAUCUCUAAAAAAAAAAACAUCAAUGCUGAUGAUACGCGAAAAGAGUUAACCAUAGAACUUGCCGUUUUCUUCGACGAAGCAGCACAUCAUAUGUACAUGCCUAUUCUGCACAAUAGUAAAAAAAUGUUACGCAAUAUGAUAUUAGCAUACGUAAACCAAAUUCAGGCUAUGCUCCAUCAUCCAAGUUUCGGUACUUCAGUUGAUAUUUCGUUGGUACGAUUGGAAAUUAUGGAAAAACAACCAACAAUUUUGUCAGCCACAAUUCGCAAGGACAGUAAAAAACUGCUUGAUUCGUUUUGCAAAUACGCCACAACACAAAAUCCUCGAAAAGACAAUGAUUCUCGUCACUGGGACAUAAGUCUUUACCUAACCGGAAUAAAUAUAUAUACAAAGUAUAACCAACAAAGGUACUAUUCCCCCAUGGCAAAAUCUUUCAGGAAUGGCGCAUGUGUUCCAUUCAACGCGUGCGCCAUAGUAGAAUUCGGUUCUAAUAGAAAUGAACUUUCGGCUUUUGCAACGUCUCGUGCUGCUACUCAUGAAAUCGGCAAUCUAUUAGGAAUGGAUCACGAUAAUGGCUCUAUCGAUUUGACGUGUUCGAGAGGAAAAUACAUAAUGUCAGAUUCGCUAUACUACCGGGGCCAGGUAACAUGGUCUGAGUGUAGUCGUAACGUUACUAAAAAACUCCGGAAAACAAAACAAUGUCUUCUCGAUCGUACGAGACGAGAAAACACCGAAGAUCCAUAUGCAUUGGACCAUUCGCGUUAUCACGAUUUACCGGGAAGAGAAUGGACCGCCAAAGCACAAUGUGAAUUAUUCUUACAAGACAAAGAUGCAAACGUAGUCACGUUGCAUGAUAUAUGUCAAGUCUUACAAUGCGAAACACCUCACAAAAAUAAAUACUUCUUCGCGGGACCAGCGCUGGAUGGAACUCGCUGCGCACUCGGAAAAGAAUGCCGCGGAGGAGAAUGUGUGCUCGUUCUCGAACCGCUAUACAAUUUUGGAUUUUUAGGGUUUUGUGAAAGGGAUGAAUGGAGUAAAUGGGAGGAAGACGCAUGCAAAAGCAGGUGCUUAAAUAAAUCCAAAGGCAUGCUUGUGAAACGACGUUUUUGCAGACAUCGUACUCACAGAACAGCAAAUUGCAAAGGAUCAUAUUACAACGUGGUUCUGUGCAAUGAUUCCAGACUUUGCACUGAAAGACGCGAAAAGGUUGCUCAGUAUGCUACCAUGAAAUGCACCAAGCACAGUUUAGAAAUAAGAAAAUACAAAAAAAAUCGGCAUUACCAAGUAGGAAGAUUUGUGUACGAACCAAGAAAAGAGUCCGGUUUGCAGGAAUCUCAUGAUUUUGAUAUUCCGUGGAAAGCUUGUACUAUAUACUGUCAACGAAAAGACAAUAAGUCUGUUUACUAUUCGCCUCGCCUGGAAAUGCUCGAUUUAGGUAUCGAUCCAUACUUUCCAGAUGGAACGUGGUGUCACGAGAAGAAUGGCCAGAAUUAUUACUGUCACGAACAUUAUUGUCUCCCGGAAAACUACUCAAUCGAAGAAUAACUGUCAAGAGUUUUUCGACAUGUGUGGACAAGGAUUGAAGAAAAAAUAAAAUUGCAAAACACGCAUAACUCAAUGAAAAUCAUUGACAAUUUGUUUAGCGUCAAUCGUAGGGUCCGUUGAAUUAUCGAUGCUACUUUUUAUUUUACGUUGUAAAUCUAUUUUUUGUUAGCAAAAGACAAAUUGAUGAAAAAUACAUAAA
Messenger RNA from Linepithema humile (Argentine ant), 4422 nucleotides. The record is from RefSeq and is a predicted model, not a curated record. Lineage: Eukaryota; Metazoa; Arthropoda; Insecta; Hymenoptera; Formicidae.